Molecule: messenger RNA, 1184 nt
Organism: Saccostrea echinata
Lineage: Eukaryota; Metazoa; Mollusca; Bivalvia; Ostreida; Ostreidae
Product: tetraspanin-33-like
Exons: 7
Coding region: 74-889 (271 amino acids)
Cellular component (GO): membrane
Source: RefSeq, a predicted model, not a curated record
AUGAGUUCACAGCCCACAUCCGACCUGGAAUGAUGUCACUCCCGCAGUAUAAACAGUAAAUUUUUCUAUUGAUAUGGGGUGUUUUAGCAAUGAGAGAACUUUAGUCAGCCCCUGUGUCAAGUACACACUCUUUUUCUUCAAUUUUGCUUGUUGGUUAUUUGGUGGAGUUAUUAUAGGCAUCGGUGUAUGGGCAUUUAUUGAGAAGAACAAAUAUUAUCAGAAAGACAUUUCUACUGUGUAUGAUGUGAUAUUUGACAUCUCAAUCAUCUUCCUUAUCAUCGGAAUCAUCAUCUUCAUUUUGGGCUAUGCAGGAUGUAUAGGGGCACUCAGGGAAAACAUCUGCCUUCUUAAAGUUUAUUAUUAUUCUAUGAUCCUCAUUUUCCUGGUCUUAGUAGUGGGCAUCGUUUUAGCGUUUGUCUUCAGGGACAUUGUCAAAGAGGAAGUGACCAAGAUUUUGCAGGAUAAUCUAAUCACCACAUACCAAGAUGACCCUGAUAAACAGAGCACUAUUGAUUGGAUACAAGAGAAUAUUGAAUGCUGUGGUGUAACCAGUUACAAAGACUGGACUAAGAAUGAAUAUUACAACUGUACAACAGACAACCCGAGUCCUCUGGCCUGUUCUGUACCAUACUCAUGUUGUAGAAUACAGGACUCAAUAUCAAGUGGUCUUCCAAACAUUCUUUGUGGAAAAGAAGUCCUAAAAGCAGGUGGGGAUUUGUCUCUGAUUUACACAAUAGGCUGUGUGGACAUGUUUCUUAACUUAGCAGAGACUCAGCUCCCUAUUGUAGGGGGCAUUGUCAUAGGAAUUGCUGUACCCCUGCUGGUUGCUAUUUGCCUGUCAAGGUUGUUAGAAGGUCAAAUUCUGGACCAGAGAAGCCAAUGGAGAUGAAGUGAAGAGGUUGCCCAUUCCAAUGAGAGUACAGGCAGGCCAACAGAACCAGGAAACAAUGGAAAAUAUCAUAGUCCUCAUCAUGCAUAAUGAUACAUGUACACACAUCUUAUCCAUCCAUAACCAUCAGCUUUGCUGGCAGUGUAGAUUCAGAGUCAUGUAUUAAUAGAAGUCUUUAUAAUGCAUGCACAAUUAUAUACAGAAUGUUAUAAGGAACCUAAAUAUGGAUCCUAGAUUAAGGAGCUUUUUAUUUGUUUUUCUAUUUAUGCUGGACAUGUUCAUACUCAAUUUCAGU